Messenger RNA from Leptopilina boulardi, 2499 nucleotides. It is a transcript of the gene mtm, whose product is annotated as myotubularin-related protein 2. The coding region runs from base 222 to 2192 and encodes 656 amino acids. The transcript has 10 exons. The record is from RefSeq and is a predicted model, not a curated record. Gene Ontology annotation, molecular function: phosphatidylinositol-3,5-bisphosphate 3-phosphatase activity. NCBI's taxonomy places the organism in Eukaryota, Metazoa, Arthropoda, Insecta, Hymenoptera, Figitidae.
GUUGACAAUACCGUAACGUAACUAACAAACAUGUUUUACAUUAUAAAAAAACAAUUAAAAACCUGUCAUUAAAUUUGGUAAAUAGUAAAUGUUUUAUUUUGAUAAAAUAGUCUUGAAAUUAAUUUAUAUAUGUUGUUUAUAAAGAGAUAUAAAUAUUUAUAUAUAUAGAGAAGACAAUGAUAUUUUAAUACAAUUGACAAUUGUUAUUUUGGACGAUAAUAAUGGAGAAAAAAUCGAGUGUUGAAUUAUUGAAUGUGGAUCAGAAUAAUUCGAAAAAUGCAAGUUCAGAUUCUCUCAAUACGGACAGCAAAAGUAGUUCUCUAAACUCGAAAAUGGGGCAAGAAUCGGAGAGUUGGGAAAAGGCAUCUCACUCUAAAAGCUUUUCCACAAGCUCAACUUCAACUGAUAAUAAUAUUGUUUCCGCUUUAGAGACAAAAAAAGAAAGUCAAGAAGUAGUUGAGCUGAAUUUGACGACUGUUGAGGCAGGACCACCGCUUUUAAAUGGUGAAAGAAUGCGCGGUGGUGCACGUGAAGUGACUUAUAUUUGUCCAUAUUCUGGUCCAGCGCGUGGAUGUCUCAGUGUUACAAAUUAUAGACUUCAUUUUCGUAGUACCGAUCGUGAACCGCCUUACAUUAUUGAAAUGCCAUUGGGAGUUGUUAGUCGAAUUGAAAAAGUUGGCGGUGCAUCGAGCCGUGGUGAAAAUUCCUAUGGAAUUGAAAUUUUUUGCAAGGAUAUGCGUAAUUUAAGGUUUGCCCAUAAGCAAGAGAAUCAUUCACGGCGAAAUGUUUUUGAAAAAUUACAACAAUAUUCGUUUCCUGUUUCAAAAAAAAUGCCAUUAUUUGCAUUUGAAUAUUCGGAAACAUUUCCGGAAAAUGGAUGGCAUGUUUAUGAACCAAUCGCCGAACUUAAACGAAUGGGAGUGAAUAAUGAUAUGUGGAAAAUAACGAAAAUCAAUGACAGUUUUACACUUUGUGAUAGUUAUCCGGCGGUAUUGGCGGUGCCGGCAGCUGCAACUGAUGAAGAUUUACAAGCAUCGGCGGCUUUUAGAAGUCGCGGUCGUUUACCAGUUUUGGCGUGGAUUCAUCCUGAGAGUCAAGCGACAUUGACGCGUUGUGCACAGCCACUUGUUGGCGUUGGUGGUAAACGUAGUCGCGAAGAUGAACGUUAUAUUCAAUUGAUAAUGGACGCGAACGCUCAGAGUCAUAAAUUGUUUAUAUUGGAUGCGAGGCCAAUGCCAAAUGCAAUUGCAAAUAAAGCGAGAGGCGGUGGUUAUGAGAGUGAGGACGCUUAUCAAAAUGCCGAACUUGUCUUUUUGGAUAUUCAUAAUAUUCAUGUGAUGAGGGAAAGUCUCCGAAAACUGAAAGAAUUGUGUUUCCCUAAUAUUGAUGAGGCCAGAUGGUUAUCUGGAAUUGAAUCAACUGUGUGGUUGAAACACAUAAAGUAUAUUCUCGCAGGGGCAGUUCGUAUAGUCGAAAAAGUUGAGAAUCACAAGACUUCGGUGAUGGUUCAUUGUUCCGAUGGUUGGGACAGAUCACUACAGUUGACGGCUUUGGCAAUGUUGAUGCUCGAUCCAUAUUAUCGAACGAUCAAAGGCUUCGAAGUGCUGAUUGAAAAAGAAUGGCUGAGUUUUGGUCAUAAAUUCCAACACAGAAUUGGACACGGUGAUGAACAUCACAGUGAUGCCGAUCGAUCGCCAGUAUUUUUGCAAUUUAUCGAUUGUGUCUGGCAAAUAACACAAGAAUUUCCAAAUGCAUUUCAAUUCAAUGAACAUUUUCUUAUCACAAUUCUUGAUCAUCUCUAUUCCUGUAGAUUUGGCACGUUUUUAUUUAAUAGUGAACGUGAACGAGUUCAAGAAAAAGUAAAGGAAAAAACUGUUUCCUUGUGGUCUUAUAUUAAUAGCCAAUUAUCGCAAUAUCAAAAUCCACUUUAUUGGGCAGGACCUCAUUGUCAAUUGAUGGUUAUGCCAGUUGCCAGUAUGCGUUACAUUAAACUUUGGAAAAGUCUCUAUUGCAGAUGGAAUCCCAGUAUGCGACAGCAGGAUCCUGUUUAUCAACGAACGAGAGAACUUUUAGUUUUCAAAGAACAAUUACAAAAACAAGAGGAGGAAUGUCGACGUGAACAAUCGCUAAGAGUAAAUAGAUCAAUGACAUCUCCUGCACAGCCAAGAAUACAUUCCCCAGUGCAUUCAUAACAAAAGGAGUUACGCCUGUUACAGACAGAUUUAUAGUAAAUGUAAAUGAGAUGAUGGAGAUUACACAAUUUUUAUCAUGUUACAAAAAAAAACAACUAAUUUUCGACUGAGUCAAGCCUCAUUGUGUACAAAAGUGCUUAUAUUAUAUAAGGUCGAUUUUUCAUUUUCUUUAUAUAAAUAUUAUUAUAUUUCUCGACAAGACAAAUUAAUGUCAUUCCGCUAUAAUUUUUUUUUUCAAAUGCGGAUUAAAAUUAUUGUUGAUACCUAAGACAAAAGAAACAAAUAAUAUACGCAAUUUUUCUUAUUA